Molecule: messenger RNA, 732 nt
Organism: Entrophospora candida
Lineage: Eukaryota; Fungi; Glomeromycota; Glomeromycetes; Entrophosporales; Entrophosporaceae
Source: the annotation of a GenBank genome assembly
AUGUCACAACAAUUUUUAUAUCAAAAAGAUUAUUUAGAUCAAAAACAUCCAAAAUCGGGUGUUUCUGGACCACAUUAUUUAAUACAUUAUAAAGGUUGGAAACACACUUGGGAUGAAUGGGUUGCAGAACCUAGAGUUUUAAAAUUUAAUGAAACUAAUUUAUCAAAACAAAAACAAAUCGAAGAAUCAUUUAAUAGAAAAAAUAAAGCAUCAACAGGAAAAAAGAGAAGGAGAGAACAAUCAAUUGAUAAAGAUGAAAUUAUCAAGAAACCCAUAAUAGCAAUUCCAAUACCUGAAACGCUAAGAGCCAUGUUAGUUCAAGAUUGGGAAAAUAUUAAUAAAUCACAAUUAGUUGUACGGUUACCACGUAAACCAUCAGUAGUAGAUAUAAUUGAUCAUUAUAAGUUGUACCAAAAAAAAAAAUAUAAAGAAAUUAUAAAUGGAAUACUUUAUUAUUUUAAUAAAUGUCUGGGAACAAGAUUACUAUAUCAAUUAGAGAGACAACAAUAUAAAGAUUUGAAAAAUAAAUUUGAUAAAUUGGAAAAUUCACAAUUAUAUGGAGCUGAGCAUUUCUUAAGAUUAUUUGUAUAUAUUCCGACUUUAAUAUCUGGUUCUAAUGUAGGAGAAGAUACAUUGACAAUAAUAAAAGACCAUCUAAUUGAUUUCUUAAAUUUUCUACAUGAAAAUCGAAAAACUUAUUUUUUGGAUGAAUAUCAAAAACCUCAAUUUUAG